Messenger RNA from Mus caroli (Ryukyu mouse), 1632 nucleotides. Its product is annotated as putative protein FAM47D. Gene Ontology annotation, biological process: transcription initiation-coupled chromatin remodeling. The record is from RefSeq and is a predicted model, not a curated record. Gene Ontology annotation, cellular component: chromatin. Lineage: Eukaryota; Metazoa; Chordata; Mammalia; Rodentia; Muridae.
AAGCUUUUAAGGCUGUGACAAUUGCCUCAGAUCUAGAGGUACCAUGGGAGAGCAGUGGCUGCCAUGGAAUCGCCCCCGGCAGGUACUUCAGCCAAUGCCUCUGGGAAUGACCUGCAAGCCCUGGUUCAAGGACAGGUUGCCUUCUAAGUGUUUUGCGAAACACAAACAGGAACAACUUAAGUUCCCUACCUCUCUGGAUGGCCGACGCUGGGUGUUUGUGAAGGAAGGGCUGGAUGAUUUCAGGAAGGGCUGUCCACCUAGUGAAGGUAUGAUCAUUCGUGGUCCCAAAGACGGUUUUUUCCCCACAAUUUCUCAUGAAGUCCACCAUGGCUCCAGAAAGAGUCAGAAAAAACAGUGCCAGGACUUAAACCUGUUUUCCUCUCUGUCAUUGGCCCAGCAAGCUCGCAAGGCCUUUGUGGAGAGAACAGAAGCAAACCUGAAGCAUCCUUUGGUUUUCUGGCCCCUGGAGGAUGGAAUUCCUAGCGAUAUUGAGCUCUUAGAAAAUGUGCUAGAAGCUCUUGACACUGACCAGAAGUUGGAGGUUAAACUGGAUCACUGUGAGGCCAGAAGAAAAUAUAUUCAUUCUGUUCAUCUGCCUAGUGUGGCUGAAGAAUCCCCUGAAAAAGAAGAACCAGAACCUCACAGGUUUCCUGGGUCACGUAAAUACGGUGUGCUUCAAGAAAAAAAGCCCCGCAAAAAGAACCCCGCCAAGGAGUCUCUUUAUUACAAGCACGUACCCAAAGGAGUCUAUGACUUCUGUGCAUGGGCUAACUCAUAUGGAGACUUGGGCAUUGAUGAACAUUUCAUGAUGAAGCAAUUUGACAUUGGCUAUGAGUGCAAACCAGUCUAUACUGAUUCUGCCAUCAAGAAAGUCAGCCUGCUUCCUCCUGAUCUCAGAUUCUGCAGGAGGCUCAGCAAAGUGAAAGAGAUCAGAUUCUCCAUACAGGAGGCAAACUUUGAAAGGAAACUCCGAAAACCAUUUGAUCCUUACAAGUCCAACAGGGAUAAGAUUAGAUAUGGAGCAUGGUACCUGAAGCCAUAUCUGUGGAAAAAGCUAGUAAAUGAUGAGCCUUUGAUGGACCCUGAAGAGUUAUUUGAACUUGAAGGUGGAAAGUACGGUAAACCAGACAUCAUUGAAGAUCUUUAUGGAACAAUUGCCUUUAAGGAUUUUAUCCUAAGCAAAGGCUACAGUAUGCCGGCCAUCCUUGAGAAGUUGUUUAUGAGGAAAGGAUGGAAUUAUGACACUGUCAACACUCCAAUACCAAGAGUACUCAAAGCACAUGAAUUGAUCAUGCAGCAAAAGGAUGAAGAUUAUGAUGAUGAAAAUGACUAGCUGGUUUUCGAUUUUGCUUGACUUUACUCUCAUUUCAAAUAUUGAACGGGAUAUAUAUGAUGAAGAUAUCACUAAAUGUGACCACCUUUUUGGACAAUAUCCAUCUAUAAUGUUAGAUGUAAUGUUUACAAACAUUUCUCAAUGAGCUCAAAUGAACUUCUGUGCCUGCAUAAAUACCUUAUCAACUUCAAGAUCAACAUUCAUAUAUACAGUUAUCAAAUUUAUUUACUAUUGAGAAUGUGGAGGUCACACCAGUUACUUAUAAGAAUAUAAAAAUUAAUAAAAAUCUGAAUUACUAA